AUGGCCACUUGUGGCGGUCAGCAUCUUCUUGAUCUAAACGAUCUGAGCAGUCUUCAAGAAAUUCGGACAGACUUGGCAGACCUGCUUGAGGGCACCCACGUGUCUGCUGGGGUAAAAUAUGUGCCCAACGAUGCAAGUCUUCCAGACUUGGGUGUCACGCUGGAUGGGCCUGCAGCUAUGCCCACUGAAAUACGCUCCCUAUCACACGCACAACAAGUGGGCCAGGUUGAACCUGAGCGCCAUGUGUCAGAGAUUUGGUCGCAGCAGCAGCACACUGGUGACGAUAAUCCUGGCAUGAUGCAGUUGCGUGAGAACGGCUCACAGCAAUCGCUAGGUGUGACUAGCACGGUCGUAGGUUCAGGUGACAUCGCAGUUGACUAUCGCGCGGGUGAUCCUGCCCUGCAGAAACCAUGCCAUGAUGUGCCGCACACAAAGGCAGUGAUACCCGGUAGGGGCAGGGAGGGGUGGUAUUCCGAAGGUGGUGAUCUGUACAUCAUACCCAGCCUUUUAAUGCAGUGCGUGUCCAGUGGCAGUGUUCACGCGUCAGACAUCGCAGUAGCGACUAACAGUAGUGGCCAUAAGGUGUUGGUAAGCAUGGAGACAGUAGGGGACGUGGGCAAGCUUGAACCUGUCAGGUUGCCCGUGGAAGGCAUCCUCUUCUACGACAGCUGCUCCAAUAGGCUUCUUAUUCCUUAUUUCACCCGUAAGGGUACGAUACCGAGAGAUGAUGGAGAUUGUAGAAACGCAACCGAGAACGUUGUCAGAGAGUCUAAAACACAGGGAGUAGUUAACAAUGUGAGCAACUUAGAGGAUUCGGUUAUCAUAGAAGAGCAUGAGCUCACAGUGAGCAGCGCUUACACUGACGUUCAGAGCAAUGGCCAGAUCGUCGCGAUACAGGUGAAGAGAGAUGGCACCGUUACUUUAUCGAGAGUCAGCUCACUGGAGAGCAUCGAUGGAGACACCAAACAGUCCCUUGCUGCGCUCCUUCAUGCGCUGAGUACAGACGAGAGCAAUUAUUUAGCAUCGCACGUGUGUUGUGAUACACAACAUAAGAUAGAAGACAGGCAGUCUCAGGCAGGUGAUCACACAGGAGGCGAUGGGCAUGGAGAGGGAACACUAGGAAUGCUUGUGGGUGAGUUGUCACGGGCAGGGAAGAAUGCCAGCGGUCUCACACAGACAUCUGAGUUUGUCGGCAGUCCUUCUUCUACAGGAGAAUGCGUGGAAAGGGUGCCGGAAACUGCUGAGCUCAUGGCAGGGCUGUCACCGGCUGGAGAGCGCGUGGGCAAGUUGCCCCAGAUAGAGGAACUUGCGGAGGGAGCGCCACACACAGGCGAACAUGUGGACAAGCUGCCGCAUGUGGAAAAGGUCGUUAAAGAGUUGUCACAGAGAAGGGAGUAUGUGGACAAACUGCCUCCGAUAAAGGAGCUUGCAGAAGGAAUGUCACAGAUAGGGGCUAUUGCGGGCAGGCUACCUCCGGUGGAAGAGCCUGUGGAGGGGGAACGUGUCGGAAGGUCGAGCCGUGAAAAGGAGCUACUGUGGCCAGAAAAGCCCGUGAACAGGCUGCACGUGGAGAAGGAAAGUGUCGACGAUGUGUCAGAGGCACUUGGAGGGGGGCUGUCCCAGGCAGAGGAGCAUGUAGGGAGGCUGUCACGUACAGAGGCACUUGGAGAGGGGCUGUCCCAGGCAGAGGAGCAUGUUGGCGGGCUGUCACGUACAGAGGCACUUGGAGGGGGGCUGUCCCAGGCAGAGGAGCAUGUAGGGAGGCUGUCACGUACAGAGGCACUUGGAGGGGGGCUGUCCCAGGCAGAGGAGCAUGUAGGCGGGCUGUCACGUACAGAAGCACUUGGAGGUGGGCUGUCCCAGGUAGAGGAGCAUGUAGGCGGGCUGUCACGUGCAGCCUUUGAUAGAAUCGUCACGUGGCUGCUGCAAAGCGAUAACGUAGUGUCUGAAUGCACCUUUAACUAUCACAGUCUUCCAUUGCUGAGCCCAAAGUGGAAUGCGGAUGAAAUCCACGGAGCCCAAACCAGCGAGCACACUGAACAUCUACCUGAAGUCAGCAGUAGCAGGCCUGCCACCGCCGAGAAUGGUGUUUCUCGCCAGACAGGGCUUGCCAAUGCAGAGAAGUUACCAGCAAUCGCAAAGCAAGAGGCACUGCCGUAUACGGAGCAGUUGGCGUCACCUGACGUCGUCUUUACUCCGAUCGCAGCGGAUUUUGUGGUGAGUUUCGGAGACAAAGAAGACACUGCGACGGCGGGAACUAGCACAUUUCCCAGCGCAAUUCAUGGUGGGAUACCUACCGUUCUCCCGUCUAUAAAUCAAUGUGGCCAGGUUCCCUCACUUGCUGGCCAAUCACGUGAGGACACUUUGAAGAAACCAAAGGAGAUGGCAUUAUCAGACAGUUCCCACAUAGAGAAUAGUGAGCAGCCAAAGCAGCAGGUGCCUGUUAUAAGAGGCGGGCAUACUGCUACUAGUAGCAAACGACAAGGAGGCUCCAAGCAGAAGGGGGCGUUUACGAUCCUAAACAAAACGAAGCUCAAAAAGAAGCUAAAGAAGACAAAUAAUAUGAAGACAAAAAAGCAAGAUGCGCAAGAAGACAUUUCUGAUGGUAUGCUUCAGGAUCAUUCAAAGGAGGAAACUCCAACGUCUGAGAUUAGCGAUUCACAUCCUGUUGAUAGCACAGAGUCUCUAGAAAGCCAGGUGACGGUGCGAUCCGACAGCUACCAGCGAAGUUCUCGAGGUGAGAGAGCAAAGAUAGCAGAGCUACGGCGUCAGUUGGUGGAGAAGAAGAGGGCGGAGAAAGAAGCGGCGCGACGCCAGGCAAGACUCGAUCUUCUGUUCCACGCAGGCCCCUCCUCGGCGCAAGAUGAUACUACCGCAAGAGAAGGUGGUACAAGACGCAAUGAUAGCAUUGAAAGCCAGGUUCAAGAAACCCUGCAGAGUGUGUACAGCGAUGGUAGUGACGACGUCGAUAUUCUCAUCAAGUCUCCGAGUCUGAAUGCAGGGAGUAGCGACGCAGAGGAUGACUUUCCAGAUGCUGCAUCUUCCCGAGGCAUCGAUUCUCUAAUGUCUGGCUCUGAGAGACUCAGCAGCAACAGCCGGCUCGGUGAGAGAGACAUGUUGGUUGUUGAUGAUGACGGAGAGCCGAUGGUAGAGAGGAGUGCUGCGCCCUGCUACGGAUUCAUAGAAGCCUGGCUAAACGAUGAGUACGUCAAUCCUCCGGACAACGAACGACAUUCACAGGACGAGUUCGCCAGCACACCUCGUGAUGUCCAACACGACACGCACGACAUCACACCAGGGGAUGCUGGCUAUGAAGCUGCCGUGAGUGUCGCCGAGCUAGAAACUGUCCGUCUCAGAGAGGAGGCAGAACUGCAGAAAUUUGCCGAAGAGGAGGCCCUGCGGACUGCCAAGAGGGAAGCAGCAGAGCAGAAGCGUGUCCGCCGCGAGCGCUUCAUCCGCGAGUUGCUAGCUGAGAACAGAUACCUGCGCAUGUCGCGAAGAUUUACACCUGCGUUCACGUUCUCAUAUUUCUACCUGGGCGAUCGUAGACAGCAAAAUGAAAAAAAGAAGAUUAGUCAAGAAAGCAGAUUGGCAGUACGCGCAGCUUCUCUGCAAGAAGAGGAGAACGCGGCGAGUAACGCUGAGAAAUAUUAGAAGCGUAAGAAAGAAGAAUCCGAGAAGGUUUAGCAGCACUGUGUGGUAGAAGCAGAGCGAUAAGACCACGAACGCCCACACGCCCGGUGGUGUGUGCUAGUGGAAGGCGGUAUAGUAAAGCAACAGUUAAAUUUGUUUUGGCCUUCUAAAAAUUGUAAUAAGCUAUCCAAUAAUGGGGAGGAGAAUAGAGAAACGUAAGCAUAUAUGGAAUAUUUAUUUGCAUGACAUAAAUUGCGCAUAUGUUUUACUGAGCUUAUUUUCCUCUGAGAUAUUUCGGUGCGGUUGUCUACAUUAUAUAUAUAUAAAACAACAUUAUAUUACUUCGAAUAAACCCUUGAAGUCAACCUGAACUGUAAAGACAAUGCUGGUUGGAGGGUGUCCAUGAGAUAUGUUAUCAAUGCUGCACAUAGGUCUUCAAGUACACAAAAACCGAGGUUAAUAAAAGCA
Molecule: messenger RNA, 4101 nt
Organism: Priapulus caudatus
Lineage: Eukaryota; Metazoa; Priapulida; Priapulimorpha; Priapulimorphida; Priapulidae
Exons: 8
Coding region: 1-3654 (1217 amino acids)
Source: RefSeq, a predicted model, not a curated record